UUAGAAAAUUUCUUUCUAAGCGGAAUAGUUAUAGAUAGAAAGAGAUUAAGGGAGAAAAUUGACCUCCUUUUCUAGAGUUAUUCUCUUUUUAGUAUGGUGGAUAGGCGAAGAUCUGGGUCAGGUUCUCACAAAAUUUCAUUGGAGAUUAAUUAAGAGAGAGGACAAGGAUGAGGAACAAGCACCGGAAACCAUCAGCUUACUGUUCGAAUGCAGGAAGCAAAUACUCUCUUAGUUUGCUUACUUUUAUUAUCUGGGGCUUUGUAGGAUGCGUCCUUAUGAUCCAUUUCUACCACAUUAUACACCAUAAUGACCAGGAGGAGACUGAAGUGAAAUUGAGCAAUCACAUGGUUACCCGAGAGUUAGAAGAGGUUGAAGAAGAGAACUUUCAAAUCCCACCUCCUAGAGGAAAGAGAUCUCCACGUGCUGUUUUAAGACGAGGGCCUCGAAAGCCACCGACUGCAAUUGAUGAAUUCUUAGAUGAAGCUUCUGAUAUGAGGCCUUUCUUUUUCCCUGGUAGGAGGAAUGCUGUAGACCCGAGAAAGGGAGGGAAUUAUAGCAUGCAUUUUUAUCCGGCCAGGAUCUGGUUAGACACUGACGGGAAUCCUAUUCAAGCUCAUGGCGGAGGAAUUCUGUUUGAUGAAAAAUCCGAGACCUAUUACUGGUACGGAGAGAAUAAAGAUGGAGAAACUUAUCAUGCUCACAAGAAAGGAGCUGCCCGGGUUGACAUAAUUGGAGUAAGCUGCUACUCCUCGAAGGAUCUAUGGACUUGGAAGAACGAGGGCAUUGUUCUACCCGGUGAAGAAACAAACAUCACCCAUGACCUUCACAAGUCCAACGUGCUCGAGAGACCUAAAGUACUCUACAACGAUCUCACAGGCCAAUACAUCAUGUGGAUGCACAUAGACGAUGCCAACUAUACCAAGGCAUCUGUUGGCGUAGCCAUCUCUAGUUCUCCCACAGGCCCCUUUCAAUAUCUCUACAGUAAACAACCCCAUGGUUUCGAAAGCAGAGACAUGACCAUCUUCAAAGAUGAUGAUGGAAAAGCCUACCUCAUCUACUCCUCUGUAGACAACAGCGAGCUCCAUGUGAGUCCAUUGACUGAUGAUUAUCUUGAUGUCACAAGGGUCGUCAGAAGAAUUCUUGUGGGUCAACAUAGGGAAGCACCAACUCUCUUUAAGCAUGAACGGACUUACUAUAUGAUAACUUCUGGGUGUACUGGGUGGGCCCCAAAUCAAGCACUCGCUCAUGCUGCAGAUAAAAUCAUGGGUCCAUGGGAGACAAUAGGGAAUCCUUGUGUUGGAGGAAACAAGGUCUUUAGAAUGACGACGUUCUUUGCUCAGAGUACAUUUGUUCUUCCUCUGCCAGGGAUUCCUGGCUUGUUUAUUUUUAUGGCGGAUCGUUGGAAUCCGCCGGAGCUUAGGGAUUCGAGAUAUGUAUGGCUUCCUCUUACAGUGGGUGGGUUGGCUGAUGAGCCUUUGGAGUAUAAUUUUGGGUUUCCUUUGUGGUCUAGAGUGUCAAUUUAUUGGCAUAAGAGGUGGAGGCUUCCUCAAGGGUGGAGAACAUGGUAACAUGGUAGUUAUUGAUAUUGAAAUUGUUUGUUGUGAUAAAAUUAUUAGAGGGUUCAGUUUGUGUUCAUAAUGUG
Asparagus officinalis (garden asparagus) is the source of this 1642-nucleotide messenger RNA. RefSeq lists its product as uncharacterized. NCBI's taxonomy places the organism in Eukaryota, Viridiplantae, Streptophyta, Magnoliopsida, Asparagales, Asparagaceae. Gene Ontology annotation, biological process: carbohydrate metabolic process. The transcript has 3 exons. The record is from RefSeq and is a predicted model, not a curated record. Bases 168 to 1568 code for a protein of 466 amino acids. Gene Ontology annotation, molecular function: hydrolase activity, hydrolyzing O-glycosyl compounds.